Lodderomyces margitis is the source of this 879-nucleotide messenger RNA. RefSeq names its product F-actin-capping protein subunit beta. Gene Ontology annotation, cellular component: cytoplasm; F-actin capping protein complex; actin cortical patch. The record is from RefSeq and is a predicted model, not a curated record. Bases 1 to 879 code for a protein of 292 amino acids. Lineage: Eukaryota; Fungi; Ascomycota; Pichiomycetes; Serinales; Debaryomycetaceae. Gene Ontology annotation, molecular function: actin filament binding. Gene Ontology annotation, biological process: actin cytoskeleton organization; barbed-end actin filament capping; cell morphogenesis. The transcript has a single exon.
AUGUCCGAAGACAAAUUCGAUGCUUCUUUGGAGCUCCUUAGAAGAUUAGAUCCACACUCAAUUGAGAAAAAUCUCACCAGCAUAUGCUCCUUAAUUUCUGCAUCCAAAGAUUCCGACACUGAAUUGGUCGAGGAAUUAUUAUCGUCGGUUGAUGUACCCCUCUCCAUAGCUCAAUGCAAAGACUCCGGUAAAGCAUAUUUAUGUUGUGACUAUAAUCGAGAUGGUGAUAGCUACCGAUCCCCAUGGUCAAACAAGUACUUCCCUAAACCGGAAGAUGACGAAGAACAACCACCACCAUAUCCUUCUUCGACCUUGCGACAAUUGGAAAUAAAAGCUAACGAUGCAUUUGACAUCUACAGAGACUUGUACUACGAAGGUACCGGUGUAUCAAGUGUUUACUUUUGGGAUACAGCAGAAGACGAAGCAGAAGAGGACGAUUUAUCGAAUGGAUUUGCUGGGGUUGUCUUGUUUAAAAAGGAAACAACAGACCAGUCAGGGAAAUGGGACUCUAUCCACGUGUUGGAGGUUAUACCAGAAACAAAUACGAGCUCUACCUACAAAUUGACAACAUCUGUCAUCUUGGAUUUGCAACAUAAAUCCAAAAACGGAUUAAGCUUAAGUGGAAAUUUGACCAGACAGUUGGAAUCUUCUAUAACUGCCGAUAUCAACAACGGGGUGAAUUUAGAAACUAGCCAUUUAAUUAAUAUCGGCACAUUAAUAGAGAAGGCUGAAUACAACAUUAGAAAUGUGUUGCAAGAGGUUUAUUUUGAUAAGUUGAAGGACAUCAUGUUGAAAGAUUUGAGAUCUAUCAAUGGAGGUGGAGACAAAGAUAUCAAUGAUAAUCAGAAGGAUAUAAUUAAAGGUUUACAGAGUUUAUAA